Messenger RNA from Impatiens glandulifera, 1356 nucleotides. RefSeq names its product probable inactive patatin-like protein 9. Lineage: Eukaryota; Viridiplantae; Streptophyta; Magnoliopsida; Ericales; Balsaminaceae. The record is from RefSeq and is a predicted model, not a curated record. The coding region runs from base 52 to 1218 and encodes 388 amino acids. The transcript has 2 exons. Gene Ontology annotation, biological process: lipid metabolic process.
CCAUCCAUAUCUACUUCUCACUUACUCUCAAAUCUCUACACUCUAAAUCCUAUGGAAUUAGCGAAUAUGACGCUCGAGAUCUUCUCCAAGUUAGAGCAGAAAUGGCUCUACAACGGCGAAAACAACAAGAAAACGCGAAUUCUCAGCAUUGACGGAGGCUCCACCGACGGCAUUGUAGCAGGAUCUUCUCUCAUCCACCUCGAACAACAGAUCCGUGCCAAAACCGGCGAUCCUAACUCACACAUCGCAGAUUUCUUCGAUAUCAUCGCUGGCACAGGAAUCGGUGGAAUCUUCGCAACAAUGCUCGCAGCCGACGACGGUAAUGGCCGUCCUCUUUACACUGCUAAAGACGCGCUCGAUUUCGUAACCGACAGGCAAUCCGAUCUGUUUAAUCCAACAAACGUCGGAGUUUUCCGCCGGAGAAGAAGGUACUCUGGCAGGAGUAUGGAUAAGGUUCUGAAAGAAGCGUUAAGGAGAGAAGACGGUAAACUACUAACACUGAAGGAUACAUGUAAACCUCUCUUAAUUCCUUGCUUCGAUUUGAAUAGCUCUGCACCGUUCGUCUUCUCCAAAGCCGACGCUUCAGAAUCCGCAAGCUAUGAUUUCGAUCUAUGGAAAGUUUGCCGUGCAACAUCAGGUACUCCAUCGAUGUUCAAACCGUUUCCACUGACUUCCGUCGAUGAAAAAACCUCUUGCAUCGCAAUCGAUGGAGGUUUAGUGAUGAACAAUCCUACUUCUGCAGCGGUUACGCACGUUCUGCACAAUAAACGUGACUUUCCUUUAGUUACCGGCGUUGAAGAUCUGUUAGUCCUAUCUCUAGGUAACGGACCUACAAUGAUCUCUCCUAUUAAUCCAAAUCUCCGUCAUACAAGCCAUUGCUCCACGUCCACCGUCGUUGAAAUCGCCUGUGACGGUGUCUCCGACACCGUCGAUCAGCUGAUCGGAAACGCCUUCUGUUUCAAUCGCUCCGAUUAUCUAAGAAUCCAGGCAUACGGAACCAUGGCGGCGCCGGCGGUGGCGGGGCGGCGGGGUAUGGACGGAGUGUUAACGGAGAAAGGGGUGGAGACUUUGCCGUUUGGAGGGAAGCGGUUACUAACGGAGACUAACGGAGAAAGAAUAGAAGGAUUUGUGCAACGUCUUAUGGCUAUGGGGAAAGGAAGCUUGCCAGCUAGCCCUUCUAAGGAAACCGCCAUUAGUCAACUUCUUAACGGCCGUUAGUUCAUAUAUAAUAUAUAUAUAUAUAUAUAAUAUAAAAUAUAUAUAGAAUUUAAAUUUUGUUAUUUGUAUUGCCUAAAGGGAGGCAUAAUCUUAUACAAUAGUGCAUAUAAAGUAUAAGUGAGUGUUUUUAUUUUGUAA